AUGGAUGACACACUCGGUGGCAGGUGGAAACCACACAUCUGCAACAAAAGCUUUUCAGGGAGGAAGAAAAGAGCGCCGGAAAAUACCGAUCUGAACACCUCAACGACUGAAACUCAAGACCAGGAACCUCAAAACACGAGAGCUUCAGGCUGGGGGACAAACACGGACCAUCUCCCCGGUGGGGUUACACCCCGACGCCGACAUAUAGACGAUGACAGGAUUAAUAUCUCUGCGCCGCGAUUGGCCGGUGAAGAAAACUCCCUGAAGAGGAAGAAUCAGGAUUCAAUCUGCAGACCAGACAGGAUUGAAAUCCACAGAGAGACGUCCAAUCACACUCAGAGAAAUCAGAUCCACGGUGUCAACGCGUCACUGUGGGACACCAUCAGAACCAGAGGACCGGGGACGAAAACCUGA
Xyrichtys novacula (pearly razorfish) is the source of this 414-nucleotide messenger RNA. Lineage: Eukaryota; Metazoa; Chordata; Actinopteri; Labriformes; Labridae. The record is from the annotation of a GenBank genome assembly.